Molecule: messenger RNA, 906 nt
Organism: Entamoeba invadens IP1
Lineage: Eukaryota; Evosea; Mastigamoebida; Endamoebidae
Exons: 1
Coding region: 1-906 (301 amino acids)
Source: RefSeq, a predicted model, not a curated record
AUGAUGAAAGAAACUAUUUGUGUACUUGAAGACAGAGCUUUUCAAGGAAAUAUUUCUUUUCGUUUAGAAGCAAUGGGUGGCAUUAAGGAAAUAGGCAAUUUUUGCUUUAAGAAUCACAGCGAUCAAUAUUUGACUACGUUGGAUCUGCCUUAUGGCCCGACUAAAAUCGGCUACGGCGCAUUUGAAAAUAUCACAACACUCACUUCUGUACAUCUCAAUGAUAUCACAAAACUUCCAUACAAGUGUUUUGCAGGAGAUAUUAAUUUAAUUGAAAUCACAUCGCCACUUGAGUCAGUUGAAGUCGAAGACUACGCUCUUUGGAAGUGCUGUAGUCUUGUAAGACACCCCAAGUUUGUUCCGGCUAAAGGAGCCAAAUUGUUGGACAAUUCCAUUGUUAAAUCGUGCAAUUUAAAACAUCUUGAAUUGCCUGAAAGUGUCGAUGAAAUCAAAAAUUGGUGUUAUAAAAAUUAUACAAUGCUGGAAUCUGUUAAAAUCAUCAACGAAAGUUGUUUGAUUGGAAAACAGUGUUUCAUGGGAUGCAGUAACAUCCAAAGUAUUCAAAUUGAAGAAAGUGUGGUGUUUGACAAACACCUCGUCUUUGCAAAUUUAUCAUCACUCACUUCUUUACAUCUUCCAACAACACUAACUAAAAUCAGAAAAUUUAUGUUCAAAAAUUGUCGAAAACUUGAAGAUGUUGUUAUGAGAAAAGGAAUACACAAAAUCUGUGAUUUGGCGUUUCAAAAUUGUGAAACAUUGAAGAUAAUUGAUAUCCCAAAAAGUGUCACAAAAGUAGGACCCUCGAGUUUCAAGGGGUGUAUUUCUUUACAUAAAAUUGGGUGUUUACAGUUGCUUCAUUUUUCAACAUCAAGUUUGUGUGGUGUUGAUGCAACAUUUAAUUAUUAUUAA